Messenger RNA from Mycena indigotica, 1764 nucleotides. RefSeq lists its product as uncharacterized. The coding region runs from base 1 to 1764 and encodes 587 amino acids. The transcript has 3 exons. The record is from RefSeq and is a predicted model, not a curated record. Lineage: Eukaryota; Fungi; Basidiomycota; Agaricomycetes; Agaricales; Mycenaceae.
AUGGCGAUGCCAUACCCGCUGUACCGCGCGGACGGGCAGCACAACACCGCCAGCAGCAGCACUUCCUCGUUCGCGACCGCCAACGCCUACCCCCCGCCCUCGGGCGUCUUCAACCCGUCUCCUCCCGGCGGUGCACCCGGGAACGCCCGCCCGCCCCCCGGGGCCGCCCCGCCCUCUUUUGUCUCCUCCCCCGCGCCCUCCUACGGCCACGAUUCCGUCCUCAAACAACACCCGCCCCCCGCUUUCGGGGCCUACGCUUCCGGGGGCGGGCGUACCCCGAGCCCGACGCCGAGCGAGGCCAAGGCGCUGCGCAGUGGGCUGUUCGACUGGAAGACGCUGCUCAGCUGGCGCUUCUGGAUCCGCCGCGAGUGGCUGUGGUACUACGUCGCGAUUGUGCUCAUCAUGACCAUCACCGCGCUCGUGUCGAUAUACCACCACCAGAUCGUCGACUGGCUCACGCCGGUCACCAAGUGGCUGCAUAGCUUCAAGUUCGGGUGGGUCGUGCCCAUUGCGAUAUUGUUUGUCAUAUCGUUCCCGCCGCUCUUUGGCCACGAAAUUGUCGCUAUUCUGUGUGGGCUGGUGUGGGGGCUGUGGAUUGGGUUCGCGAUUGUGUGCGCGGGGACGUUCCUCGGGGAGGUCGGCAACUUUUAUGCGUUCAAGUACUGCUGCAACGCCCGUGGCGAGAAGAUGGAGCGGACCCAGAUCCCGUAUGCCUGUCUUGCGCGCUGUGUCCGCACGGGCGGGUUCAGGAUUGCGCUUAUUGCGCGGUUUAGCGCUAUCCCGGGGCAUUUCACAACGGCCGUCUUCGCCACCUGCGGCAUGAACAUCUGGGUGUUCUCCAUCGCCGCCAUCCUCUCCCUCCCGAAACAAUUCAUCACGGUGUACCUGGGCGUCAUACUCGAGCAGGCGGACAAGGGGACGACGUCCACGCAGAGCAAGAUUAUCAGCGACAGCGUGCUCGGCGCGACCUUCCUCGUCACGCUCCUCGCGAUGUGGUACAUCUUCCACCACAUGGCGCUCGCCAAGCCCGCCGUCAUCUACGAGCGCCGCAAGGCCCGCCAGGCCAAGCUCGAGCGCACCGACGUCUACGGCGAGAGCGCGGCUGCGUUUGGCGGGAGCGACGCCCAGGUGGGCCGAAGGGCGAGUCUGUCGGAUAUACCGCUUACUGCCUCCGGGCAGGGGCAGGGGCAGCACCCGCGGUAUGACUGGGAGCGGGAGCAAAGGCAGAAGCAGUACGACGCGUAUGUCGCCCAGAAGCAGCAGCAGCACCAGCAGUGGGACGCGCAGGGCCGGGCGGUCGGGUAUGCUCCCGGCCCGGCCCCGGCCCCUGUGCUGUAUGCCCCACAGCCACAGCACCCGCCGGGCCGCACGCCGAUCGAGCCCGGCGCGUAUGCCGCUGCGUAUGGCGGCAUGUCAGCGGCUGAUGACGGAGUGCAGAUGCGGGAGCGGCGGUAUACCAAGUCGCCCCCGCAGCAGCAGAAGCCGCCGCAGACGAGACGAUCGCUCGACCCGGGGACGCCGACGCAGGCGCAGUAUGCCUCGUACCCGGCCGGGAAUAAUCGGCCGACGUCGGUGUUGCCGACCCCGCCUUUUAACCAACAGACGCACGUGCAGGAGCCGACGUCGCCGUUUGCGGACCCGGAACCGCCGAGAUCGCCGUUCGACGACCCGCCGCCGAAGAGCGGGCUGCAUCCGAAGGGCCACUCCGUCGAGCCGACGGGCAUGUCGUAUCAUACGGCCUAUGGCAGCGACGGGGGCUCCUAG